UCAAAGGCCUUAAAGCAGGGUCUGUCAGAGGCGGCCACAGCCUGGUACAACAACAAGGUUCAUAGCCUGGCCAAAACAGUUUCAAGGAUUGUGCAGAGCCGUUGGAUCAAACAUGCCCCCUGCAGCAGCAACCAAACUAGGCUACACACCACCAGAUGGAGGCUGGGGCUGGGCUGUCGUCUUUGGUGCCUUCAUCUCCAUUGGAUUCUCCUAUGCCUUUCCAAAGUCCCUCACCAUCUACUUUAAGGAGAUUCAGGAAUAUUUUUCAGUUUCCUACAGUGAGAUUGCCUGGCUGUCCUCGGUCAUGCUCGCUUCUAUGUAUGCAGGAGGACCAGUGAGCAGUGUGCUUGUGAACCGCUAUGGCAGCAGACCUGUGGUUAUGGUCGGAGGGGUCAUGGUUAGCGCUGGCAUGGUGCUUGCUUCUUUUGGCAGGACUAUCAUGCAUCUGUAUCUUUGCGUUGGAUUAAUUGGAGGUUUUGGCCUUGCCUUCAACCUACAGCCGGCCCUGACGAUCAUAGGUACCUACUUCCAGGUCAAAAGGCCACUGGCCAACGGGCUCGCCAUGACAGGAAGUCCAGUUGUUCUUUUCACUCUGGCUCCUCUCAAUCAGUUUCUCUGUGAUACUUUUGGCUGGAGAGGGAGCUUCCUCAUCCUGGGAUCCAUUGUUUUGAACUGCUGUGUAGCUGGAGCUUUGAUGAGACCAGUCAAUAAAAAUGUCCGACCCAAACCAACGACUGAACCACCAGAGUGUAACGGGGAAGCCACUGAGAAAGCUGCGACUGCUGACACCAGUGCACAGUCAGCUAACCUUCUGACUGAGGCAAAUCAAGACGAGAUCAAGAGUCAGGGCUGUGUGCACAAAUUCAUAGAUCUCUCACUUUUCAAACACCGGGGCUUCCUCAUUUAUCUCAUUGGUAAUAUAGUCAUGUUUUUCGGGUUUUUCGCGCCCGUGGUCUUUCUGGCUCCAUAUGCCAAACAUCAAGGGAUUGAUGAAUAUUCAGCAGCUUUCUUACUCUCCAUUUUUGCUCUGGUGGACAUGUUUAUCAGACCAGCAACUGGCCUCCUUGGCAACACCAAGUGGAUUCGGCCACGGAUCCAAUACUUCUUCAGUUUUGCAGUUCUAUACAAUGGUGUGUGCCACCUCAUCUUCCCACUGUUACCUGGAUAUGUGGGCAUGGUUGUUUAUGCUGUCUUCUUUGGCUUGGCAUUCGGGAUGCUUUCUGCACUGCUUUUUGAAGUUCUGAUGGACCUGGUUGGACCUCAACGCUUCUCCAGUGCAGUUGGGCUCGUCACUAUUAUCGAGUGUGGACCGGUGCUUCUUGGACCUCCACUUUCAGGGGCUCUGGUGGAUAUUUUCAAGGAUUACAAAUACAUGUACUACGCAUGUGGCGUGUUUAUGCUGGUGCCAGGCAUAUAUUUCUUCAUCAUGCAUUACUACAACUACAAGAAACUGGACGAGGAGCGAAGGCACAGUGUGGUUGUGGAGAUCAGGACUUGUGAAGAGGCGGUACAACUUAAAAUGAGCCAGGAUGGUAAAACGGGACAUGAAACAGAUGGAUGAACAUGCUGACUAUGAUUGUAUUUUAGUGGAUGGAGACAGAUGUCACUGCAGAGGCUUUACAGCAGAAUUUACAGUAUUAUUAUUGCUAACAAUUAUUUUCUACUUUGGAUGUGGUUGUUUGAGUCUUUGGACCUUUUCUGUGCAGAUCAACAUUUGGUAUUUUAAUGGUUAUUUCAUGUGCCAAAUGUAACUCUAAGGGCCUUUGUUCAUAAAUCAUCCAAAAAUGCUGCAGUUCCUUCCAAUACAAUUAUUGUAAUGGCUCUAUAAACCAACAUGCUAAUUCCUUUUUGCUUCUUCAGUGCCUGAAUAAAAAGUAUUUUUCCUCAGGGACUGAUAUAAAAUAACGAGACAAACCCCACAACACAGAGCCAUAUCACUGCUGCAUAUAGUCAUCUUCUUACCACUAGAUGGCACUGGACACUACCAUGUGAGAACUCAAGGGGCAUCACCUAUCUCCUAUUAAAACUCCAAUUAAACAUCAGGGAUCUUCAUUGGUGGUUUGGUUCUUUCCAAGUCUGGGUCGUGACACUCCCAUGGGCUGGCAGAUAUUAUG
Molecule: messenger RNA, 2114 nt
Organism: Cottoperca gobio
Lineage: Eukaryota; Metazoa; Chordata; Actinopteri; Perciformes; Bovichtidae
Product: monocarboxylate transporter 2-like
Exons: 5
Coding region: 113-1561 (482 amino acids)
Biological process (GO): monocarboxylic acid transport; transmembrane transport
Cellular component (GO): basolateral plasma membrane
Molecular function (GO): monocarboxylic acid transmembrane transporter activity
Source: RefSeq, a predicted model, not a curated record